AUGUGCCCCUUUGUUAGGAAUAGGGUCCCAUUGUCAUGUGCGCCGUGUAGGCAUAAGAAACUAAAAUGCAGCCGCUCAAUCCCAUGUGAGAACUGCAUCCGCCGCGGUGACGCCGCCGGUUGCGCCUACGCGGCCCCAGGCCCGCGUCGCAAAGCCGCUCCCCCUGGCUCUUCACCCGACGAUAUGCAGAAUCGCAUCGACCGGCUCGAAGGGCUCGUUCUGUCCUUGAUGACGAACGGCUCGACUGCCAGGACCGACAGCAGCGGUGGCGGCGGUGGCGAGCGAAGGAGUGGGAGUACCAGUACGAGUACGGCGGAUGACGACGGGGAAAUGGAGAAGAUUAAGGAAGAGGAAGAGUACGGAGAGGGGGAGGAAGGGGGAGAGAGUGAUGUGGAUGCAGUGGCAAAUUCGUUUGGGGUAUUGAAAGUUGAUGCGGAGACGGAGAAGACGAUGUAUAUUGGAGAUUCUCAUUGGCACCUUGUGUUAUCUGAUAUCGCGGAAGUUCGCAAUUACUUCACCAACCAUAAACGCGAGCUCGAUAACCAGUACAAAAAAGUCAAUGAAACGAGCGCCGCGAGCCAGAUGCCGGAUUUCCUAUUCCAAGGGCUGGCACCCACGACGGAGAUAGAGCUGCGCGCGGGCCUGCCACCUCGCGCAAAGGUCGAGUCGUUGCGCGCUUCUUCAACUCGCUCGAUCCGUUCGUGCAAAUGCUGCACCACAAGACGUUCUAUGAGCGGCUCGAGGCGUUUUUCGCGGACCCGAAGAGCCAGAGUUUGGCGUGGGUGGGUCUGCUCUACGCGACGCUGA
Messenger RNA from Pseudogymnoascus destructans, 807 nucleotides. RefSeq lists its product as uncharacterized. The transcript is spliced from 4 exons. Gene Ontology annotation, cellular component: nucleus. Bases 1 to 807 code for a protein of 268 amino acids. The record is from RefSeq and is a predicted model, not a curated record. Gene Ontology annotation, molecular function: DNA-binding transcription activator activity, RNA polymerase II-specific; RNA polymerase II cis-regulatory region sequence-specific DNA binding; zinc ion binding. NCBI's taxonomy places the organism in Eukaryota, Fungi, Ascomycota, Leotiomycetes, Thelebolales, Thelebolaceae. Gene Ontology annotation, biological process: regulation of transcription by RNA polymerase II.